UCUUGGACUUAACAGCUUGCACACAACAAAGAUUCAGUCAAACUUAUGGCGUGAAGGGCCCGUACUUGGCCUUCGUCAUUCACAGCUAAUGGAUGUCUUUACCCAGUAUGCCUACAAUGACAGUUUCUAUGACAAUGGAACAUGGGGCUUCAACGAAACCGGUGGAGAGCACAAGCACCCGUACAACUACUACGCCAUGCUGCUCACGCUGCUCAUCUUCGUCAUCGUCUUCGGCAACGUGCUGGUGUGCAUCGCUGUGUCCAGAGAGAAGGCUCUGCAGACCACCACCAACUACCUGAUUGUCAGCCUGGCUGUGGCAGACCUUCUGGUGGCCACGCUGGUCAUGCCCUGGGUCGUCUACUUGGAGGUAGUGGGAGAGUGGCGCUUUAGCAAGAUCCACUGUGACAUCUUUGUCACUCUAGAUGUGAUGAUGUGUACAGCCAGCAUCCUCAAUCUCUGUGCCAUCAGCAUUGAUCGGUACACAGCGGUUGCAAUGCCAAUGCUGUACAACACUCGCUACAGUUCCAGGCGACGGGUCACAGUAAUGAUCUCCGUGGUGUGGGUACUGUCUUUUGCCAUAUCGUGUCCCCUGUUGUUCGGCCUGAAUAACACAGCUACUCGUGAUGAGUCGCUCUGUGUGAUCGCCAAUCCGGCUUUUGUGGUGUACUCCUCCAUUGUGUCCUUCUACGUUCCCUUCAUCAUCACUCUGCUGGUUUAUGUGCAAAUUUAUGUGGUCCUGAGGAAGCGCAGGAAACGCGUAAACACAAAACCAAAGCAGCAAAGCUGUCAGGCCGUCGACCCUGAUGCAGCCACAUCGCUGAAGGAUAAGUGCACUCAUCCAGAGGAUGUGAGGUUGUGCACCAUGAUUGUUAAGACUAAUGGGAGUUGUCCUGUCAACAAGAAGAAAGUGGUGCACGUGGUCAAUGAGGGGGAAGAUCUGGAAUUGGACGAGCUGAACAACAGCGGCAGCAGCAGCCAGAGGCAGAAGCAGCAGUCGCAGUGCGCUCUUGGAGACAUUCCGGCCACGAGCCACCAGCAACUGAUGCCCAGCAAGGCCAACAAUAGCCCCACGUCCACACCUCCCACACCCCCCGAGGAGGCCCAGAAGGCAGAGAAGAACGGAGACCCUACCAAGGAGGCUCUGAGGGGUCCGGCACCGGUUGUGGCCAAAGCCUUUCAGACGCAGGCCUUACCUAAUGGCAAAACUCAGACCUCUGUCAAAACUAUGAACAUGAACAAGAGAAAGAUCUCACAGCAGAAGGAGAAGAAGGCCACUCAAAUGUUAGCCAUUGUUCUUGGUGUCUUCAUCAUAUGCUGGCUGCCGUUCUUCAUCACACACAUCUUGAACACCCACUGCACGAAAUGCAAAGUUCCCGCUGAGGUGUACAACGCUUUCACUUGGCUGGGCUACGUGAACAGCGCUGUGAACCCCAUCAUAUACACCACCUUCAACGUCGAGUUCAGAAAGGCGUUCAUUAAGAUCCUGCACUGCUAA
Molecule: messenger RNA, 1495 nt
Organism: Limanda limanda (common dab)
Lineage: Eukaryota; Metazoa; Chordata; Actinopteri; Pleuronectiformes; Pleuronectidae
Gene: drd2a
Product: dopamine receptor D2a
Exons: 8
Coding region: 89-1495 (468 amino acids)
Biological process (GO): adenylate cyclase-inhibiting dopamine receptor signaling pathway; adenylate cyclase-activating adrenergic receptor signaling pathway
Cellular component (GO): glutamatergic synapse; presynaptic membrane
Molecular function (GO): G protein-coupled receptor activity; dopamine neurotransmitter receptor activity, coupled via Gi/Go
Source: RefSeq, a predicted model, not a curated record